Messenger RNA from Pocillopora damicornis (cauliflower coral), 3109 nucleotides. Its product is annotated as baculoviral IAP repeat-containing protein 3. NCBI's taxonomy places the organism in Eukaryota, Metazoa, Cnidaria, Anthozoa, Scleractinia, Pocilloporidae. Gene Ontology annotation, molecular function: cysteine-type endopeptidase inhibitor activity involved in apoptotic process; ubiquitin protein ligase activity. Gene Ontology annotation, biological process: positive regulation of protein ubiquitination; negative regulation of apoptotic process; regulation of cell cycle. Gene Ontology annotation, cellular component: cytoplasm; nucleus. The record is from RefSeq and is a predicted model, not a curated record.
CGGAAGUCGACGAAAAUAGCAUCUUUCACCGUGCUCUCAGCUUGGUUUUAGCGUAAAUACAAAACAGAGGAUCUUUUGGUGGCGUUUGCUUCGAGUUGGACACAAAACAGUUCAUGGGAAGUUUCCAAUGCAUUCUUAAAAAGCUUUGAAAUACAAUAGCAACUUUCUACAAUCGUCAUAUCAAUUGGCAAGACGGGAAGUCAACCCACGGGAACCGAUUUUCCUCGUGCAUUACUCUGUGCCGUAAUCGAGAUCUACAAAGACUGUCCGCUCGGAUAGAGAGUUUCUGUAGUAAAGAAAUAUGCAGAAGCGACAAGAGACUCAAGACUUGCCGUCAAUGGAAGCGGAAAGCAUGAAUUCACAAAUGUCUUACAGUUCUGCUGAAUUUAGUGAUCGAGGCAACAGCUUUAAUGGGUUCGAAGAGAAUUCGCAGCACAUAAACAAUGCCAACAUAUCUGAAAUGCUUAAUCAACAACCGAAUUUGGUCAGCUAUAAAAAAAGAUUAGAAACCUUUACACGAUGGCCAUCCAGCAGCCCUGUAAAACCCACCGAUUUGGCCGCAGCCGGGUUCUAUAGUGUCAAUUUAGACGAUCGAGUUGCGUGUUUCAGGUGUAAUUUGCAUUUACGGCAGUGGAACGUAGGAGAUGAUCCGUGGAUGGAACACAAACGACUUCGGCCUUCCUGCCCUUUUAUUAAAGAAGGUGAAAAUUUGAACGGUCACGUAGUAACUUGUAACCCUGUAGAAGCUUCAACAGGUGUUCGAGAACCAGUCCAUCCACCGUUUCCAACAGUAACGCACGCAAGAUAUGGAGAUCAUGUGUAUCUUACCGAAAGAGAUCCCCCAGUGAAUCGUGAGAGGUUGAUAUAUCCCGAAAGGCCACAGUAUGUUACACACGGGAGUAUGUUUGAUACCCAGGAGCUGCAUUACCCUGUGGAAACUCGAACCGGUGUCCCGCAGGAUUAUUAUGAUCUUAGAAGAAGACCACAAGAGUUUCUCGGAAAAGAUCCCAUGCCUGUUGAUUUUCAACGCUGUCCAGAGCACGAGCAAACCGCUACAGAAAGAAAUCAGCAUGUUGUGGUGAGACAGGGAGCCAAUCAGAUUCACAUUGUGGGACCGGCUGUCUACCAGCUUAACCCAGAGGACGAACUUAACAUACAAAAAGGAGAGCAUGGCUUCCACCCGCAGAUUAGGACUGAGAGAGAUUUGAGACAAGUAUACCCAGGGCCUCAACGGACAGGCCGAGUGCCACCAUCGACGGAGACGAACUUCACAGGUUCACAUCCUUUUCCCAGAGACCCUUACCGGUACAUUUCGGAAGAGCAAAGAUCAGGCACGAACCAGUUUAAACAGUCCGUCAUAUCUUAUCCACCAAGCUAUUCUGGAACGUUUCCAAAUCAAACUGGGUAUCAGCGUUCAGAAAGUGUAACGAACGAAAGUCCGGUGAAGUUCCAUAAAGGAAACCCAAGUGAAAAGAACCCGAGCAAAUCUGAAAACGAUAUUGUCGAGGCAAGACCCACUCAACCACCCUGUAACUGGCAGCAGUUUCCGCCGGGUCGAAAUGUUCCUGGCUCAAGAAGGCAAUCCCAAGGGUAUUAUCCAGCUUUUCCAGUCAAAGACCCCAGCCUCCAGACUGAAGAGCUGCCUUUGAUAAGACAGGAAUACGCUCGCCAUGUGUCGUCACCAUCUGACUUGUCUAAUGAGCAUCAUCGUCUGACGACAUAUGUGGAUUGGCCGCAUAAUCACCAUAUUCGUCCGUGGGAUCUUUCGGCUGCCGGGUUCUAUUACUUGGGUACUGGCGAUUCCGUCAAGUGCUUCAAAUGCGGCAUCAUGCUGCACAACUGGGAACCCAGUGACACUCCUUGGGGGGAGCAUCAGAAGUGGUCUACGCAGUGUCCUUUAGUACUAGAGCACUUAAGAGAGCGUCCUCAGGCACCUACUCCAAGCACUCCAGCCGAACAUGCUGUACAACGUGUUCCUUCGGUGCAAAAUGAACGUCCGAGUUGGCGCCCUGGACAGAGUCAGAGCGGACAAGAUCUACAUACGCCGAUUAGAAGUGGUAACACAUCGCCCCUUCAGGGAACUUGGAAUACCUCUGAGAAGUACCCAGCAUGCACCAUGCCUAACUCAGCCAAUGGGUGGAAUCCUUCAACGGAACAGCGUUAUUCACAGUGGCAUAAUCAAACAGUCACUACGUCAUCGCAUGAAAGUUACAUGACCAAUGAGAGUCAGACUCGAUUUACUGGAGGAUCAAGUUCAAGAGCACCCAACGAAGUAACGCAGGAACCACGGUCUUGUUCUCCCAGGGGAAGCACUGCCAUGGAACUUGACAUGGAGAAACUAGGGGAGAUGGGGUUCACUCAGCGUGACAUACAAGAGGCAGUUGCUGCUAAAAUUGGAUCCACAGGAUCCAAUUUCAGCACGUUUACUGAGCUCGUUUCCGCUCUCCUAGAGAGGCAGCUGGCAGGAGCACCCACCUUUGGAUCCUGUGCGCAGCUAACGCCACAAGAAGGUGAAGAGCGGCCUCCUCGUCCCCAUCUCAACAUUCCCGAGAGACAACCCAGUCCUCGAGAGGAUGAAGAUCUCCGAAAGAAGAACUGUUUGAGUGCUGUGACGUCUCCCACUACUCCAGUUCCUCGUAGGGACAAUCUGCGAAGAACCCUUAGUGCGCCUGCAUCAGGAUCAUCGGAUACUGAAGAGUCGCUUGAGGAGAAGCUGGAGCGAAUGCAAGAAGAACGCACAUGCAAGAUCUGCAUGGACGCUGAAGUGGGAAUGGUGUUUUUGCCCUGCGGCCAUUUGAGCUGCUGUCCUGAUUGUGCACGUGGAAUGGACUUCUGUCCUAUGUGCCGCGGACCGAUAAUAGAGAAGAUUCGUACGUAUCUAUCUUAAAACAGCUGUUUUCAUUGACUCUCUAUUUCAUUGGAGGCUCGUAAACCUGUUAAACUUUGAGAAAGAGGCAAAUCGGAGGAGCUAUUCUUUUGCGUCGUUUUAGACUCUGAACGCAGAUUUUUCUUAGCCACAUAUACCUGAGAGAAAAGCUUACUUGCGUGAAUUCAACGAGUCGUAAUAUUGUUGCUCCCCAAGUUAACUUAACUGCUUGCAAAAACUGAA